Messenger RNA from Dissoconium aciculare CBS 342.82, 360 nucleotides. RefSeq lists its product as uncharacterized. The transcript has a single exon. The record is from RefSeq and is a predicted model, not a curated record. Lineage: Eukaryota; Fungi; Ascomycota; Dothideomycetes; Mycosphaerellales; Dissoconiaceae. The coding region runs from base 1 to 360 and encodes 119 amino acids.
AUGGCAUCAGCCGCUUUCAAUUGGCUCUUUCGAAGGGCGCCGAAAGCCCCCGUCCAGGUGCCUGAAUACGCGUGGAACAUUCACACCAAUCCUUACCAAUGCAAGCGGACCUGGCCUCCCGAGUUCUCGAAGCUUUCCAAUACUCAUCAGUUCAGCCUUGAGCGACGGUAUCGACGGCGGACGAAAUUGAAAUUUGCGCGUCCAGUAUGGACCAGGUUCACCAAGCUCGUUCAAUGGGGUAUGAUUACUGGCUUCGUCUUCUACGGAGUCCUGUACAUGGAGGUGGAUGAGCGCUUGAUCUCUCCCUUCCAACCGGUAAGAUCUUUCGGGCUACGAUUGGUCACUGAAGCAUUACUCUGA